GUUUGUUUGCUUUUGGGGCCUAAAACCUUCCCCACUAGAUGAUGAGAUAAUCAUGUACCCCCCAAAACCUCAUUUUCAAAUGCUGGACACCAAACUGGGUAUAGAGAGAAAGCGGGGCCAGUGGGAGUGUUAAAAAGGGAAAAAGAAGAAGUUACACAUCUCUUUUUUAUCCAAAGUUUGAUGAUUGAUUCCAGUUGGGUUAUCUUAGAAACCAACUGGGUUAAAGUCCAAAAUUUGGGUUUCAGGAUGAGAUUUUUUAUAAAAAAGUUACAAUCUUGACACCUUCUUUUGGUCUUACAGAUUUUGAGGCAAGGUUGAGAGAGCUAGGCAUAGAAAAAAGCCAAUUGUUUUACUUACUUCAUUUAAUGAUUCCCUUACAGGUUGCGCAAAAAAACACUGGGUUGGGUUCAGAUUGUUUGUUUUGGCAUGAUUGCUAAUCCUUUUUUGUGUUGUUUCAGAAGAAAGGCUUGGUUUUUGAUGGUUGAAGGAGAAAACAAACUCCUCAUAUUUGAACUAUAAAGUGGAUGGUAAAGAGAGAAAGCAAAGGUGUUUGGAGUUUGGACCACUUUGCUUUCUUGGUAUGGUGCUAAUUGGAGCUUGUUUUUGUUGAGAAAUGAGUUUUCUGCUGAGCUUGUGUACUUGGUUAGGUGAAGAAUUUUCUUGGUUUCAUUUUGGCAAAUUUGAAUCUGCUCUGGAAUUUUGAUCUUGGGGUCACCUUAGAGGUUCUAUUUUCAUGAGUUGUUCUUCUGGAACUGGGAAUUUUGUGAAGCUCUCAAGGCUCCUUGGGGAAAUACGUAAGUGUGCUUUGGUCAAGAUGUCUAUGAACGGCAAGCUUUCUGGUUCUAAUUGCAGAUUAUCAGCGAAUUUCAGGCUGAAGAAGGCAAAAGAGACUAUGCAUGGGCCCAAUUCUUUCAGGAAAUGGAAGAGAAACCUUCUCUUUCUCUGGCUUUUAGGCUUUGUUUCGACAGGAAUUAUUUGGUUUUUCUUGAGUUUCAAUAGUGUAGCUUCGGAGAAGAAUGAGAAAAGUCCUGAUUCUUGUGAGGAGAAGGCAAGAAUCUUGCUCCAACAUUUCAAUGUUAGCAAGAACCAGUUUCAUGCUCUAGCUUCUUUCUUCUACGAAUCAGAUCAGAUAAAAUUCCUCGAAUGUACCAGAGAUUCAGGACCUAAAAAGCCAUCAAGUGAUGGUAUUGCCUGUGCUCUUAAGGUACUGUGUUUAGAGAACCAAGACCUCAAAAAGCAGCAGAUGUUGGUUGUAAGAAAUACAGAACUUCAGGAUCAAUGCCCAGUCCAAGUUGAGAAUAUUCCCAGCGAGCAGGACUUGUCAUUGCUGGAGCACGAUACCUUAUCAUUUGUCUCGCAAAUUGCAGUUCCAUUAGUAUCAUGGGAGCAUCACAGUGGUGGAAAGAACAUCUCGCAAAGAAGUGCACUAGGAGUCGAAUCAAAAGACAAUUGUGAGAACUUGUCAUUUUGUAUGGUGAAAGGAUGUUGGUUGCUUCUUGUUGGAGUGAUUCUGAGCUGGAAGAUUCCUGGAGUUCGUUUGAAGCUCUGGAGGAACAGAAAGAAUGAGCCAGCUCCGCUGCAGCCUGUAGCUCAGCAACUACCGCUGCUGCUGCAACAGAAGCAGCAGCAAACCCAGAGCCCUCCUAAAGGUGCAGGGAAAUGGAGAAAGAAACUCUUAAUAACAUUUGUAUUUGUGGGGAUCUUUACAUCCUUCUGGUUAUUUUGGCAUUUAAACCAAAAGAUCAUUUUAAGGAGAGAAGAGACACUUGCCAACAUGUGUGAUGAAAGAGCACGGAUGUUGCAGGAUCAGUUCAAUGUUAGCAUGAAUCAUGUUCAUGCGUUGGCUAUUCUCGUUUCCACUUUUCACCAUGGGAAGCAUCCAUCUGCUAUUGAUCAGAAAACAUUUGGUGAAUAUACUGAAAGAACAGCUUUUGAGAGGCCACUUACUAGUGGUGUUGCUUAUGCAUUGAAAGUUCUUCACUCAGAGAGGGAGCAGUUUGAGAAGCAGCAUGGAUGGACAAUAAAGAAAAUGGAAACUGAGGACCAGACUUUAGUCCAAGAUUGCCUGACAGAAAAUUUGGAUCCUGCACCCAUUAAAGAUGAAUAUGCACCAGUGAUAUUUUCACAGGAAACUGUGUCUCAUAUUGUUUCUAUUGACAUGAUGUCUGGAAAGGAAGACCGUGAGAACAUCCUGAGGGCAAGGGCAACUGGAAAGGGAGUAUUGACAUCUCCUUUUAAGCUGUUAAAAUCCAAUCACCUUGGUGUUGUUCUCACAUUCGCUGUUUAUAACAAGGAUUUGCCUCCAGGUGCUACACCAAGGCAACGAACUGAAGCUACUGUGGGGUACCUGGGUGCGUCUUAUGAUGUCCCCUCUCUGGUGGAGAAGCUUCUGCACCAACUUGCCAGCAAGCAAACCAUUGUUGUCAAUGUUUAUGACACAACCAAUGCAUCUGCUGCCAUCAGCAUGUACGGUACUGAUGUAACUGAUACUGGCCUACUGCAUGUCAGUAGCCUUGAUUUUGGAGAUCCAUUAAGGAAGCAUGAGAUGCACUGCAGGUUCAAGCAAAAACCCCCGUUACCUUGGACAGCAAUCAAUGCAUCAGUAGGAGUCCUAGUUAUUACUUUGCUUGUCGGUCAUAUCUUCCAUGCAGCUAUAUGUCGAAUUGCAAAAGUAGAGAAUGACUACCGUGAGAUGAUGGAGCUCAAAGCUCGUGCUGAAGCUGCAGAUGUGGCCAAAUCUCAGUUUCUAGCAACUGUUUCCCAUGAGAUCAGGACUCCGAUGAAUGGUGUUUUAGGUAUGCUGAAAAUGCUGAUGGAUACAGAGCUUGAUGCGAUCCAAAGGGACUAUGCUGAGACUGCUCAUGCUAGUGGGAAAGAUCUUAUCUCACUGAUAAAUGAGGUCCUUGAUCAGGCUAAGAUAGAAUCAGGCAGGCUUGAACUUGAGGACGUGCCCUUUGAUCUACGCUCUCUUCUUGAUAACAUCCUCUCACUAUCCUCAGACAAAUCUAAUUAUAAAGGGAUUGAGUUGGCUGUUUAUGUAUCCGAUCGGGUUCCUGAAGUUGUUGUUGGUGAUCCUGGACGGUUUCGGCAAAUAAUUACAAAUCUUGUUGGAAAUUCAAUUAAGUUCACACAGGAUAAGGGACAUAUUUUUGUCUCAGUGCAUCUGGUAGAUGAAGUGAAGGGUGCUUUUGAAGUGGGAGACAAGGUGCUGCAACAAGGCUUGAACUUAGUUCAGGACAUGUCGAGCAAAACAUAUAAUACGUUAAGUGGGUUUCCAGUGGUGGACAGAUGGAGAAGCUGGGAGAACUUUACAAUACUAAAUGGCAAAGACUCAAUGGAGGAUCCUGAAAAGAUUAAAUUACUAGUAACAGUUGAGGACACAGGUGUGGGAAUUCGUUUAGAUGCACAGGAUCGAAUUUUCACUCCUUUUGUGCAAGCCGACAGUUCCACUUCACGACAUUAUGGUGGAACUGGAAUAGGAUUGAGCAUCAGCAAACGUCUUGUACAACUCAUGCAUGGGGAGAUCGGGUUUGUGAGUGAACCUGGCACUGGCAGUACUUUCUCAUUUACUGGAGCUUUUGGAAAAGGUGAAGCGAGUUCUCUGGAUUCAAAGUGGAAGCAAUAUGAUCCAGUGAUUUCGGAGUUCCAAGGUAUGGGAGCACUGAUUAUUGAUAAUAGAAGCAUCCGAGCUGAGGUCACAAGAUAUCAUCUUCGGAGAUUGGGAAUAUCUGUGGAUAUAACUUCCAGUAUGGAGUUAGCAUACACCUAUCUGUCAAGCACUUGUGGCACAAGUGCAUUUGCACAUUUGGCCAUGAUUCUUAUUGACAAAGAUGUUUGGCAUCAGGAAACAGUUCUUCGGCUACGAUCUUUGCUCAAAGAUCAUAGGCAAAAUGACAGACUAGAUGUUUUGACAAACCUUCCAAAAAUUUUUCUCUUGGCGACCUCCAUGAGCCCCAUUGAGCGCUCCAAGCUUAAGACUGCUGGUUUUGUAGAUAAUGUGCUGAUGAAGCCACUUCGGUUGAGUGUCUUGAUUGCCUGUUUCCAAGAAGCCCUUGGAAAUGGUAGAAAGGAACAAGUACAUAGAAAGAAAAUGUCUACUCUUGGGAGCUUGCUACGAGAAAAGCGGAUUUUAGUGGUUGAUGACAAUAAGGUUAAUAGAAGAGUGGCAGAAGGUGCUUUAAAGAAGUAUGGAGCAAUUGUUUCCUGUGUGGAAAGAGGCCAGGAUGCGCUGCACAAGCUUAAGCCACCCCAUAAUUUUGAUGCUUGCUUCAUGGAUCUCCAGAUGCCUGAAAUGGAUGGGUUUGAAGCAACUAGGCAAAUCCGCUGUGUGGAGAGUGAGGUCAAUGAAGAAAUUGUUUCUGGAGAAGCAUCCAUUGAGAUGUAUGGAAAUGUGCAUCAAUGGCACAUUCCAAUUUUAGCAAUGACAGCUGAUGUCAUCCAAACUACAAAUGAAGAGUGCAUGAAAUGUGGGAUGGAUGGCUAUGUGUCAAAGCCUUUUGAGGAAGAGCAACUUUAUUCAGCUGUUGCAAGUUUUUUUGAGUCUGGUUGACAGAGUUGGAGGUCGUUGAACUUCCUUUGUCCAGGUUGACCCCUUUGUCAUUUGGUUGUCUGACAAGUCACAAGCCAUAACUGCCACGAGGCUGCACUUGACCUAUGUCUUGCUCCAUGCCAGUGGUCGUCUAAAAUAUGGAAUGCUGAGCUUGCAUCCAUGGUUUUGCUAUCAAGUGUGUUGAAUACCAGGGAAGAGUAAUCAAAUUCUUCUGACCCCUUGGUACUCAUCCACUUGGCUUAAUAUAUGAUCACUUGCCAAGGACAAGGAAAAAAGUGGUGGCGUUUCCUGUACAUACCAACCAAUUUUUAUUUAAUUGUAAUUAAGUGGCCUCCAUUCUUUUUUCGCCCCCAUAUUUUAUAUGUUGUAAGCCAGACAAUAAAAUUUUAUGUAGAGUUUCCAUGUUUCAAGCUCUUGUAAAAUUAGUGAUUCAAUUUAAUCCAUCCUGUCAUCUUUUUGUGUUGGACAAUCUGCACAAGGUAAAAGGAUCGAGGUAUGAAGUAUUCAUCCUAUUCGACUCUUAUAUGGGCAUUUUGAGAUGUUAGUAUGUUACCCUUUUACAUUCAAAUGGACUUAAAAGGGCGAUAUAGCAAAUAACAAGAAUGUUGCUGGUUGGAUAUUCAGUGAGGCUUGAGCAAAUAGCAAACUCCCCCAUCAGAGAAAUUAAAGCUGGCAACACAUAUGGCUAUCUUUGCUGAAAGAUUGUGUUCCUCUUGAGUCUUGAAUGCUUCGGUUGUUUGCUAUGAAGAGGUCCCCUUGUUGUAACCAUGACUUUCCAUUGUCCAUUAGUAUUCUUUUCCUCUUCUUGGUACAAUCGGUGUAACCUAAUUGUAGCAUGUAAUUUUGCGGUGGUUGUAAGUAUUCAAUUGCUUGAUUGGAUUAGCGUUGGUAAACUUGUUCUCUCCUUUUUAUCUGAUGAUGUUGCCAAGCUUUUGUGGAUA
Molecule: messenger RNA, 5490 nt
Organism: Theobroma umbraticum
Lineage: Eukaryota; Viridiplantae; Streptophyta; Magnoliopsida; Malvales; Malvaceae
Gene: HK2
Product: histidine kinase 2
Biological process (GO): phosphorylation; phosphorelay signal transduction system
Cellular component (GO): nucleus
Molecular function (GO): phosphorelay sensor kinase activity
Source: RefSeq, a predicted model, not a curated record